CAUUUGGCACAUCGAGCUGUCAUCCUGACAGCUCUAGUUUGUCGAUCUUGUAAUUAGUAUUUAUGAUUUAUUCCUUAUCAUACUUUAACAAUCCGUUAUAAUUUUAAUUUCUAUACAAUUUAGUUAAACCAUGGCUAGCCCAAGGACACGUCGUUUUUUACAAGAACUCAAACCGCAUAAUGAAAAUGAUAAAUGCUUUGAAUGUGGGACACAUAAUCCUCAAUGGGUGUCUGUAACAUAUGGGAUAUGGAUAUGUUUGGAAUGCUCAGGAAAACAUCGCGGAUUAGGGGUACAUCUUUCAUUUGUAAGAUCUGUGACUAUGGAUAAAUGGAAGGAUAUAGAAUUAGAUAAAAUGAAAGUCGGGGGAAAUAGAAAUGCUAGAGUAUUUUUUGAGGCUCAACCAGAUUAUGAUGACAGCAUGACUAUUCAACAGAAAUACAACACUAAAGCAGCUGCACUUUAUAGAGACAAGAUUUCCACUUUAGCCCAGGGUAAGCCAUGGGAUGAAAAGAAAAGUCCAGCACAAAAUUAUACUGGUGGUUUAGUUAGUUCCUCCAAUCAAAGUUAUAGCUCAAACAGCAAUUAUUCCAAUUCUUCCAAUACAUACCAGUCCUACAAUAAUUCUGAAAGUUAUCAAGGAGGCUAUCAGAAUUAUAACUCUACAGAGUUCAAAGACCAAAAGGAAGCCUUCUUUGCCAAAAGACAAGCUGAAAAUGCCAUGCGAAGAGAUGAUUUGCCACCAAGUCAAGGUGGAAAAUAUGGAGGUUUUGGUUAUACAAAAGAAGCUCCUCCAAGAAGUCAAUCUCAAGAAUUUGUUGACACUGCCAUGUCUUCUUUAGCUAGUGGUUGGUCAUUUCUGUCAAGUUCUGCAACCAAAAUUGCUAGUAAAGCAACUGAAAAUGCUGUGAAGUAUGGAGGAAUUGCCAGUCAGAAGGUAGUUGAUAUAAGCUCUCAUGUAGGGGAAAAGGUUAAAGAAGGUAAAUUAAUAGAGGACGUUGGAAGUCAAGUUUCUACCUUAGCCAACAAGUUAGGAGAAAUGGGAAGAAAAGGAUGGAAAGAAGUAAGCGGCACAAACACAGGAGGAGACUAUAGUCCUAGUGGUUAUGGCCAAGUGGGAGGUGAAAACUAUCAAUCUCCAGGUGAGAGGUCAUCUCUUGUUAGCAGCAGUAAUGGAUAUGUACGUGAAGAAGAUUGGAGCUGCAGUAGCCAACAGGGUUCAAAGGCGUCAAGUCCAAAAAGUCCUAAUCAAAACUGGGAUGGCAGCUGGGGGUACCAGAAUGAUAGCCAAGGUUAUCAGUCCGAUAGCAGGGAUUUCGCCAGCAGCAAUGCUACAACUCCAUCAGACAUGAGCCACAAAUCUAGUAAAAAGGAAAAAAAAUCCAAGGAACAAAAGAAAAAUACUUGGGACGAUAAGUGGGGCGAUGAUGAAUUGUGGGAAAGUCUAAAUAAGUAAACAUUUAAACGUUGUAUUAUGGCGUCAGCAAUGCAUUUUAUACUUUUUAUUAUGAUUUUAAGGUCUUGUAUCUGUUCGAUUUUUAUUAACAAUUGUACUUAUUUAUAACCAUUGCUAUUUAAGUUCAUGAGAUUCUUGCUUGUAUUGUUUAAUAUGAUGGAAAUUGAUUAGAUUUGCUGGUAAUUUUGUAAAUUUUGGUGAUUGCUUGCAAAUUUAUAUCAAUAUAAGAUAAUUGGGUAUAAAAUAUUAAUUAAAAUACCAUGUCCUUAUUAGAAAAGAUGUUAUAUAAUGUGAAUGUGUGUUAAGAAUAUUAUUUUAAUAACUUGAUAUAUAAUAUUUAUAUGCCUGUUAUAAAUUAAAAUUACCUAUUUGGGCUAAAUUUUUUAUCUGUUGGAGUUGCAUAUCAAGUUAUGUUAUAAUUACUUUAUGUCAAUUAUAAAUUCUAUUUUUUGACUAUCAAUUCUCAUUAGGUAAUUUGUAGAUAGUAGAUGAAUACAUAUUGUUGCAUGAAUGUAAAAUAUUAAAUUAUGAAAUAUACAUAUUAUUUUAAUGAUCAAAACAUAUGGUAUUUUACUGUAGCAAAUCGAAAAUCGUGUUAGUUAAUAA
Aethina tumida (small hive beetle) is the source of this 2059-nucleotide messenger RNA. It is a transcript of the gene ArfGAP1, whose product is annotated as ADP-ribosylation factor GTPase-activating protein 1. Gene Ontology annotation, biological process: regulation of endocytosis; regulation of ARF protein signal transduction. The transcript has 8 exons. Gene Ontology annotation, molecular function: GTPase activator activity. The coding region runs from base 131 to 1453 and encodes 440 amino acids. The record is from RefSeq and is a predicted model, not a curated record. NCBI's taxonomy places the organism in Eukaryota, Metazoa, Arthropoda, Insecta, Coleoptera, Nitidulidae. Gene Ontology annotation, cellular component: Golgi membrane.